CAAACACAAAUAUCCAAACCUAACAUAACCUAACCUAACCCAGUGACCUGCUCAAACACGCUACAAACACACAUUAUCCUCGCUACCUACUGACCUGUAACCUGUGUGUGUGUGUCGUCACCAGGGGGAGUGUUUGGGGCUAUGCAGGCUGUGGCGACGGCCUUCCUCAGCCCCACGAUAGACCACUGGUGCAGCGUGCCCGAGCUGACCAACUGGACCAAGGAACAGGUGUGGAGCUUCUCCCUACCCAGAACAACGGUAGGAGGAGUGCCACAUCACUCCCAGUGCGAGAUGUACGUGAGGAACUACAGUCACCUGGUGGGCGUGGCCUGGGAGGACCGUUUCCACUACUUUCCUGACGAAAGCGCUGAAGUGGAGGCUCUCCCAACCCAACCUUGCCCCAGCUGGGAAUACGACACCCACACCUUCCACUCAACUCUCAUCUCUGAGUGGGACCUAGUGUGUGGGCGAGAGUCACUUCGCUCCGUCAUACAGAGCAUCUUCAUGUUUGGCAUCUUCUUCGGUGCUCCACUGGGCGGUUACUUCUCAGACAGCGGUGGAGGCGUGUACCAUGAGCCAGAGGAGUGUGGUGGGCAUCAUGUUCUCCGUGCCCUUCGCCUUCGGCUGUAUGUUGCUCCCGGGCAUCGCUUACUACAUCAGAGACUAGCGACACCUUCAUCUGGCCAUCUCCUUCCCUGUUGUGCUGCUAAUCGCCAACACCAUCUGAAUGAAAACAAAAUUAUAAUUCCCUUUGAUAUCUCAUCGUUGAAGAAAAUUAUGCCGUGGGUCCCAUUG
Molecule: messenger RNA, 795 nt
Organism: Homarus americanus (American lobster)
Lineage: Eukaryota; Metazoa; Arthropoda; Malacostraca; Decapoda; Nephropidae
Product: beta-alanine transporter-like
Exons: 5
Source: RefSeq, a predicted model, not a curated record